Messenger RNA from Rotaria sp. Silwood2, 471 nucleotides. Lineage: Eukaryota; Metazoa; Rotifera; Eurotatoria; Philodinida; Philodinidae. The record is from the annotation of a GenBank genome assembly.
AUGUAUCAUUUUGAUGCGGAACGAUUUUUUAGAGGAAAUAAUUUAUUAAUUACAUCUCAAGAAUUAAUCCUAAAUUCAAUUCGAAAUGAACAAUAUAUCACUGCACGCGAACAAUUGGGUAAAUAUUUACAUACACAUCAAGAUUUUUAUAGUCAUUCCAGUUGGAUUGAAAUGGGUGAAGAUGGAACAUAUAAAGCAUUAGGUGAAAUUAAUGCAUUUAAUGAAAAUAUUGCUACAAUAAAUAUUGGUUAUGAUGAAGGAGAAAUUGAAGAUGAUGAACCUGUAGUAAAACCAACGAAUGUUCUUAAAUGUUCACAUGGUGGAAUUAUUGAUACAACUGAUAAUAUACCAGCUCUUGGUGGAAUUAAUAAAGAUGUAAAAAUAAAUAUUUAUUCACCACAUUAUUAUCAUCAAGAACAGGCAGCAAAUGCAGCUAUUGAAUCAACUUAUUUAUUUCUAAAGAAAUUAUGA